Molecule: messenger RNA, 1483 nt
Organism: Corticium candelabrum
Lineage: Eukaryota; Metazoa; Porifera; Homoscleromorpha; Homosclerophorida; Plakinidae
Product: dynein axonemal assembly factor 4-like
Exons: 10
Coding region: 3-1289 (428 amino acids)
Biological process (GO): outer dynein arm assembly; inner dynein arm assembly; cilium movement
Molecular function (GO): protein binding
Source: RefSeq, a predicted model, not a curated record
ACAUGCCGCUUUCGAUAUCCGACUGGUCGUGGAGGGAAACGUCUCGUUUCGUCUUUCUAGACGUUCCGCUGAAAGGCUCGCGCGUGGGAAAUGUGGACGUGUUUUCGACCGACGUAUAUCUGAAGGUUAGUGCUCCACCCUACCUGUUUGAGGUGCGACUGUGCGAGGCGGUAAACGAAGGGAAGUGUAGCGCGACGAUUUCAAAUGGUUUCGUAAACUUCAAGCUAGAGAAACAGGAAGAAAGAGUGUGGACCCGCCUCUCACACCCGAAUUCAGAUGAUAAGGCAUGGAUGCAGAAGGAAAGGGAGGCGGCAUUGGUGCAUGCCCACAAGAGAUCUGAUGAGGAGACGAAGGCUAAAGUGGUGGAGAAACGAGAAGCAGAACGGUUUGCGAUCAGGCAGCAAAUGAAGCAAGAACAAGAUGCACGAGAUGCUAUCGAACAAGCAAAGCAAGAUGAGAUCAAUAAAACGACAACUGAAAUUGAGGCGUGGAAAUCUAAGGAAGAACAAGCGGCACGAAUCCUUGAACUGGAGGAGGCAAACGAGAAAGAAGAAAUUAGUAGAAAAUCAACAGUGACAAAAUCAGUCUCAAGUGAGAGACUAGAGAAAGAGACAACGGAUGUGACAAGAACAAAGAAGACACAGAGAGAUAGAGGGAGACACGAGAGCAAGCAGAGACGAAGGAAUGACACACAAGGAACAGACGAACACAUCUUUGACACCACUCCACCACCUCGACAGUCAGCAAAAAUCCAGGUGAAAUUCACACCACGCCUUUUGGCCACGCCCAUGAGGGAGGCAAGGCUAGAAGAAGAGGAGGAAUGGUUGAAAAAGAUGGCCGAGGCGGGUAGGACCCCAGGAGGUGCAAGCAAGACAGAGGACGGCGAUUUGUCCGAGAGGAACCCGUUGUGGUUAAAAGAUAAGGGAAAUGAAUUCUACAAAGCAGGCGAUUAUCUCUCCGCAAUCAACGCGUACACGGAAGCUCUCAGACUCAACAACACGAUGCCCGCGCUCUACUCCAAUCGAGCAGCUUGUCGUCUUCACCUCGGACAGUACACGGAAUGCGUCGAAGACUGCACGAAGGCUCUAGACAGGCUGACGCCUCCUGUGCCCGCCAACGCGCAGUCGAGAUGCAGAGCCUAUGUGAGACGCGCAGCAGCGUUGACGUCCCUGGAGCUGUACCCCAACGCGUUGAGAGACUAUCACGCGGCGAUGAAACUCGAUCCAGGAAACGAAGAGUUGAAAAGAGACGCGAACAAAAUCAGGGAAAUUAUUCAAGGAUCAGCAUGACAACAGCAGCAUGCAGCAACAGCAUCACUAGAGCUGCAGCAUUGCAAAUCGAUUGUAGGUAAACAAACGUGCAGUUGAGAGAAUAGAUAGACGUUUGAAGUGUGGACAGUACAACUGGGCUACAUGUGUUUGUGAGACUCUAGAAUAGGUCGGAUAUUUUGGUAUGAAAAAGUUUGAUAUUUAUUAUUAUUCCA